UCGUUUGGAGGAGAUUUUACAAUUGGAAAGCUGUCCUGCAUUUUGCAGUGCAUGUGGCCAUAGUGUAAAAUUUCUGAAGAAUGUUUCCAACAAAGUUCCUGAUGAAAAUCAGCCAAGCACAAGUGAAGGAAAUACAGGGAGAAGUUCAUUGGAUUCCUUCAUGAAGUUCAGGGCUUUGAAAGAGAAGGAGAGGAAAACAUUCUUUACUAAGAAAUGCCAGGCAUCUAAGAAGGAUAAGAAAACUGUAAAGAUUUAUGUUGGAGUUAUGUGGAGACAUAAUGGUGUACUAAAGCCUGUUAGAGGAAAGACCCUGCCUCUUGAGGUUCAACCUAAUUGGUCUUCAGAGCAACUAUUAACAGCUGCAGUAAAAAAAGUAAAAGAUUUUAAUCAAGACAUACAAGAUGGCCCCUAUGUGUUGCUGUACCCCGAUGGAGCAGAAGUGAAACACAUUCCAGGAACAAACACACCCUUCAGAAUAGAACUGUACAAAGAGGCACUAGGGAAGGCUUACCAACGAAUAACUCUCUUCACAUGCACAGUUCAAGACUUUUCAGUCAAUGAUGAUAGUGGAGAUUCUUCAAGUGAAGACAGCGAAGUGAUCAUAAAAUCUACCUCUAACAGUCCAUACUCUGAGAGUGACACUUUGGUUUGGGACGGACCAAAUGAAGCAAGCACCCCAAAAGCAGAAAGCACAUCAGACAGACCCCCUCAGCCAAUUUUAGACCAAGAAGGAGGAGAGAACAGAACAAAUAUACAAAACCACACACAGGGCCCUCAAAAUUGCUACACAAAUUACACACGGUUGUAUGCACCAAUAGUAAUUAAAAGUGAUUCCGAAGAGUCAGGCGGGAGCAGACCUUAUGUUCAAGAGGAAAGCAGGGAUGCAUUAACUCCUGCAGACAUUGUAUCAGAUCUCUCAUCGAAGAUCAUAAAGACAUCUUGCAGCAGAUUCAACAUAAAUCGAGCUAAUGUUUGGGAUGGAGCAGCUCGUGGUUUCAAACGUGCCUCAUAUGACCCCUCACAUGACAUGCUUGUCAAAUUCACAGAUGAUGAAGGGACAACUGAAGAUGCAGUAGACACGGGUGGUCCAAAACGGGAGUUUCUAACCCUCUUAAUGGACUGUUUAAGGACUCGAAGAAUCUUUGAGGGCCCAGAACAUCAGAGAUUUCUCACAUUUAACAGUGCAGCUGCCAGAGAAGAUGAAUACUUUCUUGCUGGACGGAUGAUCGCAGUUUCUAUAGUUCAUGGUGGUCCAGGUCCUCGCUUUCUCUCAGAGAUGCUGUACAAUAACCUUACUGGGAGGAUUGACUUCGAUGGAACAAUUGAAGAUGUAACAGAUGAGAUCAUGAAGGCAGCCUUGCUCGAGAUAUCAGGUGCUGCAUCAUUAGAUGAAUUACACAUGCUCAUUGAUAAGUAUUCCAGCUUGCUGCAGACUGCCGGAUGUUUCGAGUAUCCACAAAGUGUAGAAGGCAAACAGAACAUUGUAAAGGAUUUCAUACAGUGGUACAUAAUAUACAGAAAUAAGUACUCAAUUCAGAGAUUUAGGGAUGGUCUUUCGACAUUGGAUGUCAUCAAUGCCCUAGAGCAGCAUCCAAUUGUAUUCACUCCAUACAUGUGCUGUGGUGUUGAGAAACUCACUCCUGAAUCAUUGGAGGCUAUCUUUAAGGCUCAGCUCAGUGAAGUAGGUAGCACCAGGCGACAAGAAGAAACCAGAAUAAUUGGAUAUUGGAGAGACUAUCUACUUGACACAGGAGAACAAGAAGCAGGACUCUCCCUCCAGGACAUCCUGAUGUUUGCUACAGGACUGGAUUCACUGCCUCCUUCGACAAUUGUCCCUCAACCCAAACUCUGCUUUGAGAGGACCUCCAGCUAUCCUAUUGCUAGUACCUGUACCAACACAAUCAAAUUACCAAUGUCCAAAAGUUAUGAAGAGUUCAAAAAUCCAAUGGACUUUGGCAUACAAAACUCACCUGGUUUUGGAUUGCAGUGAGUAGUAAUGGUUACUGUUUUGUGUUUGUUUGAUGAAAGUUUGAAAUCUUACCUGA
Triplophysa dalaica is the source of this 2045-nucleotide messenger RNA. RefSeq names its product G2/M phase-specific E3 ubiquitin-protein ligase. The transcript has 14 exons. Gene Ontology annotation, molecular function: ubiquitin-protein transferase activity. Bases 161 to 1990 code for a protein of 609 amino acids. NCBI's taxonomy places the organism in Eukaryota, Metazoa, Chordata, Actinopteri, Cypriniformes, Nemacheilidae. Gene Ontology annotation, cellular component: nucleus. The record is from RefSeq and is a predicted model, not a curated record.